This is a messenger RNA of Pelagomonas calceolata, 2458 nucleotides long. NCBI's taxonomy places the organism in Eukaryota, Pelagophyceae, Pelagomonadales, Pelagomonadaceae. The record is from the annotation of a GenBank genome assembly.
ACCUAAGGCUAAGCAAAGCUGUAUGCGCCACACAGCUGCGCGCCGGCCCUGUUUCGCGCUGCUAACACUUUUCCAGCCCAGCGGCUAGUCGCACGAACGCAAUGCAUCACCAGUGAUCAUCGAUGCGGCCACAUAUGCUUCGCAGAGCAUGGCUGCUCUCCGUGUGCAGCACCGCCGUGAGCGGCUACGAGACGAAAUGGUUCACGCAGUCGCUGACGCACGUGCCCAGUGACUCGCGCACGUUCGCACAGCGCUACCUCGUCGAAACCCACGGCAACAAUGCGGUCCUCUUCUACGCGGGCAACGAAGGCCCGAUCACCGACUUCUGGGCGAGCGCUGGGUUCCUACACUAUCUAGGAGCUAGGUGGGGCGCCGUCGUACUCUUCGCGGAAGCGCGCUACUACGGCGAGAGCGUGCCCGCGCACGACGUCAAGUGGCUCAAGACGGAGCUCAUCCUGGCCGACUACGCGAACCUGGUGACGCAGAUCGUUCCCCCGGGGUCGCCGGUCGUUGUGUUCGGGGGCAGCUACGGCGGCACGCUGGCCACGUUUUUGCGGUUGACCUACCCGGACGUGUUCGUCGGCGCGCUCGCCGCGUCCGCGCCGAUUGGCUACUACGACCGAGACGGAUGGGCGGCGCGCAACAUCACACAGAACACGUGGGCGGAUCGCGUCGCGCACAGCUAUGCCUCGUAUCCGGGAUGCCUCGACGCCAUCGCUGCGACGAAUACAGCUCUCAGACGGGCGCCGUUCCUCAAAAAACGGCUCCGCCUCUGCGACGGCUCGGCCCUCGGCGCCGACCACGCUACGCUCUUCCAAUACGCCCUGGAAGGCUUACCGCAGCAGGACUACGCACCGUUGUGGCCCAUACGUGCCGCAUGCGGAACGCUGAUGAAUGCGACCGAUCGCGUGGCUGCCGCGGCGGCCAUCGUCAUGGCGGCGCUCGGAAACGGGACGUGCGUCGAGGUGCCGGCCGAGGGCCCGGGCGGCGUACCCGGCGACGGGCCCGGCGCCGGCUCUUGGGGCUUCCAGAGCUGCACGGAGACCCUGCAUCAAUUCUCGUCGGCGACGCCCGUGCGCCGCUAUACUUUCAAUCUCACGGCGCAGACCGAGCUCUGCCGCCGGCUCUACGGCGUGGCGCCGGACCCGACUUACCUCACGCGGCGCUACGGGGGCUACGCCAUUCCGAGCAAGGUCACGAACGUGUUCUUCUCGGCUGGUGGGUUAGACCCCUGGACGGGUGGCACUUUCACGGAGAGCGAGCCACACGGCGACUCCGUCGAGAUCUGCUUCAUGCCGUCGGGCGCGCACCACGCCGACCUGCGCGCGCCUCGCGACGACGACCCCUCGGACAUCGUCGCGUGCCGGGCGCGCGAGGAGAAGGCCAUCGCGGGCUGGAUCGCGGCGCACGUUACGCCGUCGAGGAGGGUGCUUCGCGGCCGUCGAAACGCGACGGACCGCAUCCUGGACGCCUGUCCCGUCGACGCGUUCCGGCGCGCGGCAAUGCACAUUUCCCAGCUGCUGCCAGGGUCUCUGGACAAGUUGGGCGGGUUCGACGAGAUUGUCCGCGUGUACGAAGAACGCUACGACGCCGUUGCCAAAGACACGAGUAAAACGUGUGACCCGGCGUGGCCGCUCUCGACGCGCAGCAAAGGCUUACUCGUCAAUUUGGGCGAGGGGACCACCGGAACGCGCUUCCUCGAAUGCGUCAUGGACUGUGUGGAAAUCAGAGGUGAAUCGGGUGCUCGGCGAUGACGCGGCCGUGCUGGCUCCGUCGAGCGGUGAUGAACCGGCAUCGCCACGCCAUCGAGCAGGCGUCGCGUCGAUGGCGUCGAGGUCGACGCGACGAUUCAGCCCGAGCGUGCCGUAAAAAUUUUGAUUUCCACACAGGUCAUGGAACGGAGCUCGACCCUCCGGGGCGGCCACAACAUACACACGGACCAACUGGCGACCCCAGCCGCGGCGCUUGCACUUACCGAUGCGUAUGAUUAUCUCUCUGAUUCACCGCUGCCGUACGAGGUAGUACCGCUUUUGCUGUCGCACCCUGGCAAGCUGACGGCCGGGAUUAUCUUGACGCUGCGCGACCCGUUGGACUGGGUCCGCAGCCGCGUCGAGCACCACGGCACGAAGAAAUGCUGCAAGUGCUGUAGUGUUUCGGCGCCGCCCUGCGGCGCUAAGGAGUGGAUCAACGCCUCGCGCCCCGACUACCUGACGUAUUACGGCAAGCUCUCAUUCGUGUACAAGGCAUGGGUCGCCUGCCUCGCGACGAGCCCGAGCCUUGGCUUCGAUACCUCCAAUCUGUACGCGUUCAACAUGUUCGCCCGGAAGCCGCGCGAUUUCCAGGAGGGAUUAUUCUCCGCCCUGAAGCGAUUCGUCGGGUCCGCGGCCAUCAAGAAACGGGCGUAUAAUCGCGCGUGGAAGAAAUGUGCGACGCACUGAGUAAUGUGGAUGAUGUUGUG